This is a messenger RNA of Ustilaginoidea virens, 210 nucleotides long. RefSeq lists its product as uncharacterized. The coding region runs from base 1 to 210 and encodes 69 amino acids. The record is from RefSeq and is a predicted model, not a curated record. The transcript has 3 exons. Lineage: Eukaryota; Fungi; Ascomycota; Sordariomycetes; Hypocreales; Clavicipitaceae.
AUGCCUGCUGCACUUGUUGGUCGAGCCCCUUCCCGGAACCAUGCUUUGAAGCUUUCAAAUGGACGACAGGCUCCCCGGUCCUCUCCCCUCCCCUCCCUUCUUUGCGGUGGCGGGGAGGGCGGGAGAGACAAGAGACAGAGCGCACCUCGAAGUGUCGGUCCAUUGAGAGAAACAAUGAGCUACAACAGGCUCGGUACUCCGUACAGCUGA